GUAUUUCAUAAAUAUUUGAGUUGUAUGUAAAUGACAAUCGCAGUCGCAGUGACUCGGAAGCCACAAUAUCGCUUUUAAUACGAGUACGCAGACCUGAUGGGCUCUGCCCUGGAGUAAAUCUCCGCCUGCUGUUACUGCUGGCUGCCGCUGCUGCUGCCUGCUGCUGCUGCCUGCUGCUGCUGCCUGCUGCUGCUGCUGCUGCUGCCGCUGGCUGUUGGAUGUUACAGUUGUGCCAUUGUUUUGGUCACACAGCUGAGAAACAACAACUCACGGCAGCUGAAAUUACCCAAGCCAAAGACCUGCAAGGUGGCAUGGGCCCCAAAGGCCUACGCUACACUCUGUGAAAAUCAGGAAAAACAGACGUUGCCGCGCUUAGACAAUGACUCGGCAGCGAUGCUGGCGUUGACAGCGGCAGCGGCAGCAGCAGCAGCAGCAGCAACAACCGCCGCGCUGGCUUUGAACCGCCGGCUGGCAGUUGGCAAGCUUCAGUCUAGCUUGAAGUGUGAACGCGCACGGUAACGUGUUUAUCGAGAACACAAAAGUCGAGUGCUGGAAAAUUCGGAGUCGGGACACGGAUUCGGAUUCGAAUACAGCUUUGGAUACGUACGUCGUCGGCCACGCAACGCUGCGCACGGCGCUAGAGCAAUGAAAAUUUAUAAUUUGCAUAAUUGUUGUUAUUAUUUGGUGUAUUAAAUUGUGUAUGCCAGAAUCGCAAUUGCUGUGCAAAGUGAAAUGAAACCAAAGCAAAACUCCUAACCAAAUGCCGCGCAGCAAAUAAAUUUGAAAUUUUUCGAAAAUUUUUUCAAUUUAAACUUCAUUUUAAUACAAAGCCAACCCAACUUCGAGAUGUACUGCACCAAAGAUUGCGCCUGCCGUUUGUGCCGCGAGCUACGCGACUAUAAGCUGAGCGCCAAGAAGCCAGUAGUGCUGCCGCCGCAGCAACAGCUGCCCGCCAAGUCCAAGUCGAAGCUGGCUGGGAAGGGAACGCCUCCCGGCUCCCUGCUGGGUCGCAUGCUCAAUGAGAAUUUCAUACUGCGGCGACGCGGCAUUUCGCUGAAGAACUUUCAGCCGCAAUCGCUGCGCAAUAGCGAAAUGUGUCAGUCGCAGCCGCGCGAUGUGCCACGCCCAGCGCAGACACCAUCGCCCACGCCCAUCGAGGAGCUGCCCGACUGGGCGGCCACACAGCGCCGACGGGCAGAGGAUCGUGAUGGGAAUGGAAAUCUGGGUGAUCGCGAGGUCAAACCAAAUCACAAAGUGGUCAUCUAUUUUGGUGACUCCAUGAAUCGAGCUCAGCAGCCGCCGCAGCAGCAGCAGCAGCAGCAGCAGCAGCCACCCGCAGCAUUGGCUACGAAACUGCCCGCAGAUGCAGCCAAUCUCCACUCACAGCUGCUGCAGGAGAUGUCCCACAAACUGCAGGCCAAUGACAAAGUCAAGCCGGAGACGGAGCCGAAAAUGGCGUUGGAAGCGGUGGAGGCGUUGGAACUGCCGCAGUCGAAGGCGGCGGGUGAGGCGGCCGCGAGGGCGGAGGCGAAGGCGGAGGCAAACGUUGAUGAUGAACUGCCGCCCUACAUUGAGAGCGUGCAGAAUGGCGUAAUUAAUAUCAAAAUUGAAGGCAAUUACCGGCGCGCCAGUGCGCUGGUGGAAACGGUGGCAAAGCCAACUCUGGCCGUUGUUGGCCAAAUGAAAUCCGAUGCUGCCAACAGCAAACUAACUGCAGCUGAUCAUGAUAAUGACGACGACGACGACGACGACGACGACGAUGAUGAUGAUGAUGAUGACAGCGUCUCUGGCCCUGGCCACGAUGCGGAGACCGCGAGUCAGUCAGAUUCAUGCGAUUGGAGCUACGUUCAGGAGUGGCGACGCGCUGCGAGACGACCCACGGGAAACUUGCCGCCAACCUUUGGACAGCAGGCGCCCGCACAGGUGACGGGAUUGCCGCCAGUGCCGGUGCCGCUGCAGCCGCAGCUGCAGGCACAGCAACAGGCGCAACCAGCCCUUGCAGCACAUGGUGCGCCACAAGUGGGAGCCGGCGGUGGUGGCCAUGCGGUGGCUAUGGCUACGCCAGCACCGCGCGUCUUCAAGGAGCUGGCGCAGCAGCCGAACAAGGCGCCUGUGAGCGUGAAUAAGAUGACAGCGAAUGCGCUGCCAGUGGUAACCAGCCCCUUGCCCCAGCAGCAGCAGCUGACGUCGCCCAUCUCCAAGGCGGCAAUGCCGCAGCGGGCGGUGGCCGGACCCGCUAGGCUCACGGUGCAAAGCACGCCAGUGAAGUCUCAGCCGCCGCAGCUGAGCGGCAGCCUGCAAAGCUCUCCCAGUCGACCCACGCUGGGCAUACCGACGGCGACAACGACGCAGGCGCCGCGUACGCAUCAGCACGAGCAGUUUCGGGCGCUGCAGCGGGUGCAGGAGUGCCACAGUUCCUCGGAUGAGAAUCGCAGCUCGGGCCAUGCUAGCAUGUCGGAUACGGGCGGGCACAGUUCGUCGCCAGCGGGCGGCAUGACAUUGGGACCGCUGCCCGAGGAUCGGCUGGCCGCUGGUGUUACCAAUCGCAGCACACGCUCGAGACGCCAUCGUGGCAUAAUGCCAGCCGGCAAAGCGCCCUGGAGCGGCAGCGGCCUGGAGGACAUCAAGCUGGCCAUACAGCAGCUGACCAUGCGCUCCCAGACAAGCAGCAGCACCUACAGCAGCCUGAGCGCCGGCUCGGAAAGCUCAGAGCCGGCCAGGCGACUGGGACGCUAUUCAUCGCUGGAGACGGUGAUUACCAGCACCAGCGCGGAUGAGUUUGUGUGGGUGGACUCGCACAAUCGGCUCGUGGAGCUGCAGCAUCCGCCGUGGAGCCAACAGUGCAUAAUGCGUGUGCUGCGGAAUGGCCGCUGCAAGCAGCAGGCGGAGCAUGUGUCCGUCGAGGUCAUCUCCCGGCUAGGUUAUCUGCUGCAGCGUGCUCUGGUGCGCAUCGCACGGGAGAUACAACGUUUCUCGGCGGGGUUGGGCUUGUGCUCCAAGCAGGAGGUGACCGGCGCUUUCAAGGUGGUGCUCUGCUCCACACUGGCCGACUCCUGCACCAAGGCGUGCCUGCGUGCCGCCGCCAUGUUCGCGGUGCCCGGCGAGAGCGCCCUCAAGCAAAGCAAAUCCUCGCGCGCCGGUCUACAGCUGUCGGUGGGCAGCUUCUUCAGAUGGAUGACCGAUGCUCGGCUGGGCAAGUUCAUACACGAGUAUGCUGCCGUCUAUUUGUGCGCUGGUAUUGAGAAUCUGCUCGAGGAGAUUAUGCUGCAGUGCGGCGGCGGUGCCGGCGGCACCACAGCCCAGGCUCUGGAUCAGAGCAUUGCCAGUUCGGGCGAUUUUUGGGGUUUGCUGCAGCCGUUUGCACAUUUGAAUGCCGGACGCAUUGCCUCCGGCGCUUUGGCCAUGCCGCGCUGGGCGAGCACCUUUUCGCUGGCCACCUGUGUGGGCAGCAUACGCGAGCUGAAGGAAAAGGCGCUGCGCACACAGCAGGAGUUCCAGCAUGCGGCCGCCCUCUCCAAUGCGGCGCUAAGUGCAUUGUUUUAUUUCAUGCGCUGCUCCCAGCUGGAGCACACCGAGCUGGCUGCCCAAAGCUCAACGGCCGGCCAGGCGCCACCCAACAGCGGCACCCAAAACGUCCAGGAGCUGUGCUAUGAGCGCGCCUACGUGGUGCUCCCACCGCUGGCCGAAUGGCUGCGAGUGGCAUCGGCGCACGCUGAGCACCGCAACGGCCUGAUGAUUGAUAAGGAUGACAUUUUACAGGCUGCGCGUCUAUUGCUGCCCGGUGUGGAUUGUCCCAUACGUCCUGUGGCCCAUGAUGAGGAGCUGCCCACAAAGAAGACGCACUUUAGCAGUGCCAGCAGCGCGGGUAGCAGCGCCACGGGCACUGGCAGCUCCAGCUCCAGUUCACCGGCCGUGAGCAGCAUUGGCGAGGACACCUCGGAGCUGGGCAGGCGUGCCACCAUUGGUGUCGCCUUCAAGCUGCUGCUGACGGGUCGCGCCGAGCUUCUAGCCCAAGCUGCUCAGCUGCUGCCGCCCACCACGCGCUAUGAUACACAGAACAGCGCCGGGUUGACAGCUUUGAUGAUUGCCAGCAUACGGAAUGAUGAGGUCGCUUUGCAUGCCCUGCUCGAUGCCGGCUGUGAUCCGAAUGUGGAGGUGCCGGCGGCAGGUAGCACUGGCUAUCCGGCCAUACAGCCGGACACACAACACUGGACGGCGCUCAGUUUUGCCGCCAGCCGUGCCAACUAUGUGGCGCUGCGAAUCCUGCUGGAACGUGGCGGCAAAGUGGAGGGCGGCGCUCGCAGCAGCGAGGAGAAGUGCACAUUGACACCGCUGCAAUUGGCCGCGGGCACAGGCAAUCUGGAGAUGGUGGCACUCCUACUGGCGCAUGGCGCCAAUGCGUUCCUGUCCACACAGCAGAAGGACACACUGUGCUUUGCGGGUGCCGCGCAGAAGGGUUGCUUCUGUGCCAUCUCCGUGGCGGCAGCGCACGGGCAUCGCGCGUGCCUGCGCAAGCUGCUCACGCAUCCGCUGUCGCCGGGCACGCGGGAUGUGCUCUCGCUGGAGGAGAUGCUCGCCGAGGGCGAUGUGGUGGGCGUGCGCGGCUCUGGCGCUGCCACGGCCACAGUCGCUGGGGAGGAUCUGUUGCCGCUGCUGAACAAGACGCAGAUCAAGCGACUCCAGGAGGCCAUGUACCACAGCGCCGAGAACAAUCACUUGGACAUAACCAUAGAGUUGCGCAAGCUGGGCGUGCCGUGGACCUUGCACUGCUGGAUGCAUGCGCUGUCGGCGGCUCACGAGUUGCGGCUGGACGCGGUCAUUGAUCAGCUGCUGCAGGACUUUCUCCAGGUCUGCCCCGAUGACUAUAGCGCCCAGUUUGUUAGCGAGUGCCUGCCCCUGCUCUUCAACAUCUUUCGCAACAAGAACGAGGGCACCACGCUGCUCCUGGCGGACAUAUUCGCCACAUGCUUUGGCUGGGAGGCACUGCAUCCACUGAAAGAGCAGCCCCCACUGCAGCCAGUCCAGGGCACACGCAUCGAUCCAAAGUUUGUCAACAAUCCGGAACUAAGCGAUGUCACCUUUCGCGUCGAGGGUAAAAUAUUCUAUGGCCACAAGAUAGUGCUGGUCACGGCCUCGCCACGUUUCCAGAGCAUGCUCAGUGCCAAGCUCAGCGAUGCCAGCAGCACGCCCACUGUCCAGAUCAAUGACAUACGCUAUCACAUCUUCCAGCUGGUCAUGCAGUUUCUAUAUAGCGGCGGCUGCAGUGCUCUGGAUGUGUCCCAUGGCGAUGUGCUGGAACUGAUGGCUGCCGCCAGCUUCUUUCAGCUGGAGGCGCUGCUCCGCUACACAGAGGCGCGCUGCUCCGAGAUGGUCGAUGUGGACAAUGUGGUCGCCAUGUACAUACAUGCAAAGGUUUACAAUGCCAACAAUCUCUUGGAGUAUUGCCAGUGCUUUCUGCUGCAGAAUAUGGUCGCGCUGCUGACCUACGAUGAUUCAGUGAAGCGUCUGCUGUUUGCCAAGAAGAUACCAAAUCAUGAUGUCCUGGCCGGCCUGCUCCAGACGCUGCAGCAGCGACUCAAGAGCCGCAAGCCGAAUGCUGGUGGAUUGGUCAACGUCUAUCGCUCUCCGCCGGCGACGCCUGUCAAGAAGUAGCUGCAUCUCGCUCCUUACCCAGACUAAGAUACACAGCAUAUGUUCUGCUUAUGUCAUAUUUAUUGCAUUGUUCUUAACGAAUCUCUUUGAGCUCUCGUACUCGUAUGUAUUAUAACGCCCCUUAUGCCUAGACCUAUCUAACCUAAUACUUGUAGUUGUAUUUUGUACCCUCAACUUGUUCAGCGCACUGUUAAUUUAAAUGCUAGUUAACGUGGUACAGCUUAUAGCGUCCAGUAGCAAACCUGUAGUUAGUUGAAAUUGUUUCUGCAUUAAAUGAAAAAUAAAACCUAAAACAAUA
Drosophila montana is the source of this 5950-nucleotide messenger RNA. RefSeq names its product ankyrin repeat and BTB/POZ domain-containing protein 2. The coding region runs from base 847 to 5652 and encodes 1601 amino acids. The transcript is spliced from 6 exons. NCBI's taxonomy places the organism in Eukaryota, Metazoa, Arthropoda, Insecta, Diptera, Drosophilidae. The record is from RefSeq and is a predicted model, not a curated record. Gene Ontology annotation, molecular function: protein heterodimerization activity.